Molecule: messenger RNA, 462 nt
Organism: Paramuricea clavata
Lineage: Eukaryota; Metazoa; Cnidaria; Anthozoa; Malacalcyonacea; Plexauridae
Source: the annotation of a GenBank genome assembly
AUGACGCAAGCAUUGGAAGACAUCGAGGGAGUGGCUGUUAUUGUGGACGACAUCUUGGUGUGGGGUACAACACUUGAAGAAUACAAGCUCAACAAAGAGAAAUCAAAGAUUCAGACGAGUGAACUAUCGUAUAUUGGACAUCUCUUAACCCGUCAUGGCGUUAAACCGGAUCCACAGAAAGUUAACGCCAUUAAAGAGAUCAAUACACCUGAAGACAAGAAAGAACUGUAGAGAUUUAUGGGGAUGGUAAAUUACCUGGCAAAAUUCAUACCAAACCUUUCAAGCGUCACUGUUCCAUUAAGAGAACUGUUGAAAAAGGACACUGCGCGACAUUGGGAGGAAAUACACCAAAAAGCGUUUGAAGAAAUCAAGAGUAGAGUCACGGCAGGGAACUUACUGCAGUACUAUGAUGUGUCAAAACCAGUAGUGCUAUCGGUAGACUCCUCAUCUUAUGGACUAGGG